This is a messenger RNA of Malus domestica (apple), 416 nucleotides long. The record is from RefSeq and is a predicted model, not a curated record. NCBI's taxonomy places the organism in Eukaryota, Viridiplantae, Streptophyta, Magnoliopsida, Rosales, Rosaceae.
UACCACUUUUUGUAAACUUUCCUAGGUGAAGAUGCCUCAAUCUUGUUCUACACUAGUGGACGGGGUUAAGUGUCAUGAUGGAGAGGACAGAAGGGUUAGGGGGACCACUGAUGAAGAUACUCUAGAUGACAGUAGAGACAACGUUGAAGGGAGUCUGCCUGAGCAUCCCAGCGCCUUUGAAGAAAAUACUGAAGAUGAAUUUAUCUAAAUAUGUUGCUGUAGCAGGGGAGCAGACUUCUGAGGUUGAGAUUUGGGAUCUUAAUACUGCAGAAAGGUUUGCACGGCUUCCUCAAAGCUGCUUUGGUGGUUCCCCGGGUAUUUCUUCCAAGGAGAGAGGUCCCAUUCUAAUUCAUUCAACAUUUUGCUUACUAGUUUCCGGGUUUGAUUGUGUUUCAGUUUAUACCAGAUCGAAAUAG